Molecule: messenger RNA, 2703 nt
Organism: Sinocyclocheilus grahami
Lineage: Eukaryota; Metazoa; Chordata; Actinopteri; Cypriniformes; Cyprinidae
Product: exostosin-1c-like
Exons: 12
Coding region: 658-2703 (681 amino acids)
Cellular component (GO): membrane
Molecular function (GO): glycosyltransferase activity
Source: RefSeq, a predicted model, not a curated record
CGCGUAUGCUUGCGCGAGUCACUCUGUAACUCAAUCAGGUUGUAGAGCUGGUAAAGCGAGAAGACACACGCGCUCCAGAGGAGAGGAGGAGGAGGUGGAGAGAGUGAGAGAGAGAGAGAGAGAGAGAGAGACGGAGGUUUGGAGACAGCCGAGGUGUCUACGGCGCGGGUGGACUCAGUUCAGGGGUGGACUAUGUGGCAUGAGUGUCAUUGCAUCACGUAAUAUCGUGCUAGUGAAAACAAGCAGGGCCGUUUGACAGAAAGAGGAGAGAAGGAAGCGUUCAGUAUCGGCAGGGGAUGAUGAGGAGGAGGAGGAUGCAGCCAUAACGAGGGACCAACGCGAUAAGAACAGGGUAACACAGAGGGGAUUCACUGAGCCAUGCAGAGAGAAGGACUACCAAGAGAGGAGAAAUUGCACUGCAUCACUUCCAGCGGACGACAGCGGAGCACACACGUACUUCUGUCACAUGAGCUUACCGUCUUGUGAACAGACAACCGAGACGGAGAAAAAGAGCGCAUUCGUGUCUCUGGUUUUCACUGAUGGACAAGUGGGCAUCGGGGCUAUGCUGGAGCUUCGGCCCCUGCUGUCCAUCCCGUCUCCCCCCUGCUGAAGCUCCCGGGACAGCCCUGGAGCACAGAGGGUGAGAGAGACGGCCUCAUGCAGGCACGCAAGAAGUACGUGCUUCUGGGCCUGUGCAUGUGCUGCUGGCUGUUGCUCUAUUACUGGGGCGGCUUGCAGGAACGGCUCCUGGGUCUCAUCACCCACAGGAGGGGGGAGGUAGCGCGGCCCUGGCCCAACUGGUUGGAUCGGGACCUGCUCCCGGGUUACGCCGACCAGGCCGAGCUACAAAAUGCUGGGGGUCCGGGUGACUCGCCAAGGCAGCGCCGGCAGUCGUGGGCCGGAAUCUACAAGAACAGUCACUGCAGGAUGGACACCUGCUUUGACUUCGCCCGAUGUCAAGGGCAGAGUGGCUUUCGGGUCUACAUCUAUCCGCCGGAGAAGGGCGAACGGGUGUCUGAGAGUUACCGCAAGAUCCUCACCUCGGUCGCGGACUCACGGUAUUUCACGUCGGACCCUCGAGAGGCAUGUUUGUUCGUGCUGGGAAUCGACACGCUGGACAGGGACCAGCUAUCGAUGCAGUUUGUGCCCAACAUGGACGAGCGAAUUCGAGGUUACCCGCUCUGGAAUGACGGGCGGAACCAUGUCAUCUUCAACCUUUAUUCCGGAACCUGGCCCAACUACACCGAGGACUUGGGUUUUAACGUGGGCCAGGCUAUCCUGGCCAAAGCAAGCCUGAAUACGGAACACUUCCGACCGGGCUUUGACAUUUCCAUCCCUUUGUUCUCUAAAGAACACCCUCAGAAGGGUGGAGAGAGGGGCUGGUUAGUUCGCAACACCGUCCCGCCAAGACGGAAGUACUUGUUGAUGUUUAAAGGUAAACGUUACUUGACGGGCAUCGGCUCAGACACUCGCAACGCUUUGCAUCACAUCCACAAUGGCAAGGACAUCGUCUCACUAACGACGUGCCGCCACGGCAAGGACUGGGAGAAGCACAAAGACGCGCGGUGUGACCAUGAUAACCAGGAGUAUGAGAGAUUUGACUAUCAAGAGCUGCUCCACAACUCCACCUUCUGUCUUGUUCCCCGCGGUCGGCGCUUGGGGUCGUUCCGUUUCCUGGAGUCUUUGCAGGCCGCUUGUAUCCCGGUGUUACUCAGUAAUGGCUGGGAGUUACCUUUCUCUGAUGUCAUCCAGUGGAACCAGGCAGUCAUCGAGGGCGACGAGAGACUGUUACUACAGGUACCUUCCACUGUGCGGGCUGUGGACAUUACCAGGGUGCUGGCUCUCAGACAGCGUACACAGAUGCUCUGGGAAGCCUACUUCUCCUCCGUGGAUAAGAUUGUACUCACCACACUGGAGAUCAUAAAGGACAGAGUGUACUCGCACAUCUCCAGAAAUAAGUUCAUGUGGAAUGCCUUACCUGGAGGGCUCCUGGUUCUGCCCGAGUACUCAACGCACUUGGCACACUACCCCUUCUAUUACUUAAACCUCGGAAUCAGUCCAGGUCAGGAGUUCACUGCUGUAAUUCACGCCACCUCACCUCUGGUCUCCCAGUCUCAGCCAAUCAUGAAGCUUCUUCAGGUCGUCUCCAAAUCAAAAUACUGCUCACAGAUCAUCAUCCUGUGGAACAGUGAGAAGCCGCCCCCUCACCGGAGUAAAUGGCCGCCUAUGCCAGUGCCCCUUCUCAUCACAGAUGGCAGAAGGAAAACGAGCAGCCGUUUCCUGCCUCAUGCAGCUAUUGAGACGGAGGCCGUUUUGAGCCUCGAUGAAGACACAGUGCUGUUGACCAGCGAGAUCAAUUUUGCUUUCCAUGUGUGGCGAAGUUUCCCCGAGAGGAUUGUUGGCUACCCUCCCAGAAGCCAUUUCUGGGAUCCUGUAAAGAAAGCCUGGGGUUACACCUCUAAAUGGACCAACGAGUACUCCAUCGUCCUCACCGGAGCGGCGUUUUAUCACAGGUACUACCAUCACCUGUUCUCUCACUACCUGCCAUCCUCUCUGCGUGCGCUAGUGGAUCACACCUCUAACUGUGAGGAUAUCCUGAUGAAUUUCCUGGUCUCCUCUGUGACACACCUGCCACCGAUUAAAGUAGCGCAGAGGAAGCAGUACAAAGAGAUGCCCACCCUGCAGGUGAGCAACUGUGCCUAA